Messenger RNA from Eucalyptus grandis, 1807 nucleotides. Its product is annotated as WD repeat-containing protein DDB_G0290555. The transcript has 12 exons. Lineage: Eukaryota; Viridiplantae; Streptophyta; Magnoliopsida; Myrtales; Myrtaceae. Gene Ontology annotation, cellular component: preribosome, large subunit precursor; nucleolus. Gene Ontology annotation, molecular function: protein binding. Gene Ontology annotation, biological process: ribosomal large subunit biogenesis. The coding region runs from base 125 to 1438 and encodes 437 amino acids. The record is from RefSeq and is a predicted model, not a curated record.
UCCUCUCUCUCUCUCUCGCUCCCGCGCGACCUCGCCUCUCUCUCGCUCUCGGCCGCCGCCACCGGCCUCGUCGCCUCCCUCUCUUCGCUCUCGCAGCUCGCGACCGGUAAGUCCCGGCCGCAACAUGCCGCGCACGACUACGGUGGAGUCCCCCGGCUGCCCUCCCCUGCGGGCCCUCGCCUUCGACGUCCUCGGCCUCGUGAAAGUUGUGGAAGCCAGAGGAAAGCAAGGAGGCGUCCCUUCGGUGGUCGAGCGCUGGGGCGAGCCGGAACCGCGCAGCUGCGUGCUCGCCGCGUCCAUCGACGACCGCAAGCGAGAGCCUAUGCUAGCAGUUGCCAGAAAAUGUGGUAAGAUUGAGCUCCUUAACCCUCUUAAUGGGGACACUCGAGUUGUAAUUUCCGAUGCCAUUGAUACAAAAGCUGAAGAUGAUCCUGUUAUUGGGUUACAUCUAUUCAGAAGAGAGAGAACAGAGGAAAGAUCGAGGUCAUGCACUUUACUUUCAUGUACAACCAAGGGAAAUGCAGUUAUGAGAUCCUUUGAAGUUACGGAUUCACCUGAAGACUCUGUCGCCAAUAGCACAACAAAUAAAUGGAAUGUAUGUGCUGCAGGGAGUGUAUUGUGUUGUAAAGUGGAUGAAAGUGAAAAUUAUGCUGCAGUAGGGGGCAAAGGGGUUGAACUUAACAUUUGGGAUCUUGACAAGUGCAGUAAGAUGUGGACUGCAAAAUCGCCCCCAAAGAACAACCUUGGAAUUUUCACGCCUACUUGGUUUACAUCCGCAACAUUCCUUUGCAAAGAUGAUCAUCGUAAAGUCGUGGCUGGUACUAACAGUCAUCAGGUCCGCCUCUAUGAUAGUUCUGCUCAGCGCAGACCUGUUUUAUCGUUUGAUUUUCGGGAAACCCCCAUUAAAGCAGUUACUGAGGAUAUAGACGGUCAUACAGUCUAUGUCGGGAAUGGGUCUGGAGAUCUUGCAUCAUUUGACAUGCGCACAGGAAAAUUGCUAGGAUGCUUUCUGGGGAAGUGUUCUGGAAGCAUCCGAUAUAUAUCCAGGCAUCUGGACUUCCCAGUGAUAGCAUCUUGUGGACUCGAUAGCUAUUUGCGCCUUUGGGAUGUGAAGUCACGACAACUUCUUUCUGCGGUCUUUUUGAAACAGCACCUCAACUGUGUCCUCUUUGAUUCUGGCUUUGCUGAUGAAGAGCUUGUCCAAAAUGCACGAGAUGUGCCAGAAAUUGAGGCCCAGAGUCAGAGGGUAGAUGAAACCCGACUUGGAGAUGAGGAAGGAACGCUCCCAGUGAAGAGGAAGAAGAAGAAGAAGAAGACACAUAAAGAAGGCAGAGAUCGCAAGACAUCCAGUAAAGAAAAUGAUGGAAGUGAAAAGCUGAACCAUAAGAAGAAAAUCAAAAGAGUGAAGACAGUAGCUAGUGAAGACGAUGUAUUGUGACCGGAGAUAAGCAUGCAGCACUUGCGGUACUGUGAUUAGGUCGAUCCUCGGCCUUUGUGAAGCCAUCGAAUAUUCAUGAGGUAGUUAGAUACCGAGCCAUCGCCAAGUUUUGUCAUUCACUAAAAGUUUUGGGUGAAGUUUUGUCAUCGUGUCUCAAUUAUCAACACUGUAACAUGGUUAGGAAAAUACGUGAAGAGUAUCUUCAAAUCUAACCAGCUGAAGCACUUGGGAAGAUAUCGUGAUCAUCUUGUUGAUUGUUGACUAGAAGGAUCUUAAGAUGAGAAUGCAGAGGGUGUGUACUCUAGCUUUCAUUGCAUAUUAGACAAAAAUGGUCGUUUUCUUGCAAUGCAAGGAUACAGCUGAUCCGCA